CGAAAAUAAUGUACCGAAGAAAAGGAGUGAGAGAGAGAGAGAGAGAGAGAGGGAGUGAAUUCUAGAGAGAGAAAGUCUCGUAGUGAGAGAAAAAGGGAUGGGUCAGAUCGUGAAGAGGAAGAAGAAAGGGAGACCAUCGAAGGCAGAUCUGGCACGGCGGUCCGGUGGAGGACUGACAUCAUCGGAAUCUGAACCGCGACGGAGCCUCCGCAGCCGGAAUGUGCGGUACAACAUCGAUUACGACGAUUUUCUUGAAGAAGACGACGAGGAUGAGGAAGAGAACGAGAGAAGAAGAGAGAAGAAGCUCAAGCUUGUUGUGAAGCUGAACCAGAGCAGAGACGGAGAGCAUCUGUCGCCGGUGGCCAGACUUUCUAGGUCAGGAGCGCGUGGAGAGGACGCGGCGGAGUACGGUUCGUCGGCGUCGGAAGGGGAAGAUGAACCAGAGAGGAAGCCAUUGAAGAAGAGGAGGAUUGGCGGAGGUGAAGAAGAGGAUGAAGAUGAAGAUGGAGAUGAAAAUGAAGAUGAUGACAUUGAUGAGGAAAGGGGAAGGAAGGUGGGCUCGAAGGGGUCCGACUCUGUUCCAGGGACUCCCUCAGAUCGAUCAUCCGGGUUGCCAUUACCUGAUAAGAAGACAUUGGAGUUGAUUCUUGACAAACUUCAGAAGAAGGAUACUUAUGGUGUCUAUGCUGAACCAGUUGAUCCUGAAGAGCUUCCUGACUAUCACGAUGUCAUUGAGCAUCCUAUGGACUUUGCUACCGUUAGGAACAAGUUGGCUAACGGAUCAUAUUCAACUUUGGAGCAGUUUGAGCGUGACGUAUUUCUGAUAUGCUCAAAUGCAAUGCAAUACAAUUCACCAGAAACCAUUUAUCACAAACAGGCACGUUCCAUUCAAGAGCUUGCCAAGAAGAAAUUUGAGAGGGUAAGAAGUGAAGUUGAACGCUCGGAGAAAGAGUUGAAGUUGGAGCAGAGUACAAAAUUCAAUUCAUACAUCAAGAAACAACCACCAAAGAAACCCUUUUUCAGGACUUUUCAGGAACCCAUUGGAUCUGAUUUUUCCUCAGGUGCAACACUUGCUGGCACAGGCGAUGUACAGAACAGUUCCAAUCCAAUCCAUGGUGCUCACCGUGAGGUUCCUAACAAUAUUGAUGGGCAAGUAGAGGGUAGUUCCUCCUUCCUUGAUACUACUAAUCUGGACAGGGCUGAAGAGCUCUUCUCAGGAAAGGGUCUUCUAGGUAAAUUAGGGAGAAAGACAUCUGUGUUUGAUGACAACCGUCGUGCAACUUACAAUAUUUCUAAUUCACCAGCGCCAAGAUCGGAGUCGAUAUUUUCAACCUUUGAGGAUGAAAUAAGACAGCUUGUUGCGGUUGGACUUCAUGCGGAGAAUUCCUAUGCAAGGAGUCUGGCUCGAUUUGCUGCGACACUCGGUCCUAGUGCGUGGAAAGUUGCAUCCCAGAGGAUUCAGCAGGCUGUACCUGUUGGAUGUAAAUUUGGCCGUGGUUGGGUUGGAGAAUACGAGCCACUUCCAACACCAGUAUUAUUGUUUGAGAACAACAACCAGAAGGAACUUGGUUUUAAUAAUAACUUGCAUUCUACCAGCGAAUUAAGAAAGAAGGAUGGAAAGCCUUCAGACACUCCUUUGCCAAAGAAGGAAUGUCCUCUAAGUGCACCAAGUACAGAGGUGAAUGGUCUCGCUAGAGGAUCCACCUUAGAUGGGAAACCAUCUUUCUUUAGGUCCUCCACCCCAAGUCCCGGUCUAUCGCCACGGAAAAACCGACAGACCAAGAAUUUUACAGAGGGAGAGAAGGUUAAAAACCAAGUUGAGUUAAAUUCCUUGCCCUCAUUUAAACAAAAUAAUGUUGAUCUCGGUGUAGAGAAGCAGCUUCCAGCCAAUCUGAAUAUGACUACUUCUAGAUCUAGAGAUGUUUCGUCGGUAAACUUGAAUCUUGUGCAAUCUGCGACAUAUAAACUCCCCAGUGUUAAUGGCGUGGUGGCCGGAGGAUUGUCUAACGGUAAAUUCCCGAUCAAUUGUUUGAAUAGUCCACGGGCUGCUGUAUCGUCUCCUAGCUUGCCUUCUCAAACAGCUCCAGUGGCAACUUCCCAUGGACAGGACCUACACCCCAGUAAGCCGGUACAAUUGAUGAGAAUGAUGAUACCUGAAAGAGCCCCAAAACAAGAGAACUCAUCCAAUCAAUCUUCAUCUGAUUCUCUGCCAGCUUUAUCAUCAGCUCCUUCUGUAAUGAGAGACGAUUCUAAUAAUGCUGCUGCAGUAGCUUCUCGUGCAUGGAUGUCCAUUGGGGCUGGAGGGUUUAAACAAGUCAGAGAUAAUUCCACACCUAAAAGUCAAAUCUCUGCAGAUUCACUGUAUAAUCCAGCUCGAGAAUUUCAUCCACAAAUGACACGAGCAUGGGGCGAGUUUCGUGCUGGAGGCAAUCAGCUUCAGUCUGAGAAGAGUAAUUUCCCUAUGCAGGCAUUUGUUCCACAAGCCACUCUUGUAGCAAAUGAACAACAGCUGCAAAACCGGUCCAUGAUUUACCCUCAGCUAGUUCAGGCCGACAUGUCUAAGUUCCAGUUGCAGUCGACUUGGCAAGCUCUCAGCCCACAUAACCAGCCAAGGAAGAAACACGAAAUGCUUCCUCCCGACUUGAAUAUUGGUUUUCAUUCUCCUGGGUCUCCCGUGAAACAAUCCUCUAGUGUUCUGGUUGACUCCCAGCAGCCAGACCUGGCUUUGCAACUUUAACUGAAGGCUAGUUUUGCAAACAAGAUUCAUAUUAGUAACCUGCAACCUUUGGGGAUGAAACCGAGACAACUUUUCCUCUAUGUUGCACCAAAUUACAAGAACAAACAAUUUAUCGGUAUGACACAGAUGAUUGCAUUCAGCACAAACUCGAAAAUCCCGAGGUUGGAGAAUUCAUCCUGAUUUAUGUAUUAGGAAUGAGGAAUAUCCACAUCAGGAAGCAAUAUCCACCAGCAGGAUGUGGGAUGGUUCUGUUGCAGUCGAGGAACGGAUUUUAGCAGACAAUAUAUAUUAUUUUUCGAGUUCUCCUCCUACUGUAGAGAAUGGAUCACUCCACUGCCCUGCUGAGAGUCCCAGACACAGACACAUUCCUAAAUAUCAGGUACCCCACCACCAUAAAAAAUGACGAAAAAAAGAAAAAAGAAAAUGAUUUUCUUUGUGUCAAUUGCUUUGAAAGUGCUGAGAAAGUUGCUAUCUGAGAAAUUAUUGAGGAUAAAAAUUCUAUUUUUGGGUUGUAGAAUAGUCACAGGUGGAUUGAUGAGCUAUAGAUCUCUGUAAUUACUUGGAUAAAAUCCCACUUUGGUUCUGCUGCUGCUGCUUUGAUUGAUACAUCCAAGAUUUACGUACCAAUGGCAUAGUGCUGUAAGUAACUACUGUAUUCCAGUUUGCUCCAAUGAGAUGAUCUUGAUUGUUGAUUGGCUCA
Molecule: messenger RNA, 3437 nt
Organism: Cucurbita moschata (crookneck pumpkin)
Lineage: Eukaryota; Viridiplantae; Streptophyta; Magnoliopsida; Cucurbitales; Cucurbitaceae
Exons: 9
Coding region: 98-2737 (879 amino acids)
Molecular function (GO): protein binding
Source: RefSeq, a predicted model, not a curated record